CAUGAUUCCCACAAUGCAACGCGAGUCUACUGUAACACUUCCGCUACGGAAGCCCCGAGCCGUGUGCGUCCAAAUAGUGUUCCUCUCACGAAUAUCUAACACAACUGGAUUCUUGGGAUGGACAGAUGAAAGAUUGUCACGUUUUAAUGACUCAACACCUGAAUGGCAGCACAUAAAUAGUUUUCGGGUUGACCAUCAGCAGACAGUAUACGACCUAAUGGGUGGAAAGAAGAAGAAAGCGUGUGCGGCAGCGGCGCCUGUAGCCGCGGCUAGAGGGGCUCCUGCAGCGGCCAACAUCGUGGCAGAAGACCCCUCUGUUGGCAAGAAACCUCCACCGAUCAAGCCAGUGAAACCAGUAAAGGACAACAAACCCAAAGCUCCGAGGACCUACAGCCUGGCCAACACUGCUCAGGUGGACACCGGUGGGGUCGCUGACAAAUCGAUUCUCAAAGUGGUCAUUCAAGUGGACCUGGAGAAGAAGAUCAUCAAGCUGAUCAAUGACUUCAGACAGGAGAAUGGAGACAAGGGGCCAAUAUCCGGGAGACUCACCAAUAAGAAAUUGCUGGACCUUUACACCGCUCUGCAGAAGUUCAACUUCAAGACAGAGCACAUUGAAGAGGCCAUGAAAAGCAGUGUGUUGUAUGGUGGCGAUCUCCACUCGGCUCUCGACUGGCUUUGUCUGAAUCUCAAAGAUGAGGAGCUUCCUGAUGGUUUCCGGCAGCAGAUGCAGGAGGAGAAUCAGAAGAGCAGGCCCAAGUACCAGCCCAUAGUCCAUGAAAAGCCCGCCCCACCCAGCCCCAAAGCAUCCCGUGAUGACUCUCCGAAGGAGGCCAUUAAGAAGGCCCCGGUGAAGGACGAGGCUGCUGUGAAGGACUGGAUCCUCAGAUACGCUGAGCAGAGCAGCGAGGAGGAGGAGGUGGAGGAGAAAGAAAAGGGCGGAGGGAACAAUCUUGCCAGCAGCAUGGAGCAGGAGGGCAAGUUUGACCCAAACGACAGGUACCUGGUGUUAACUGCCCAGCUGUACGACACCAAGGACAUGGCAGCCACCGCCAAGUUAAAAAAAGACAAAGCAUCCCAAAGGAUGGCCCAGGACAGGAUACGCAUCAUACAGCAAGAAAUGAAACCUCUGGAGUCACAUCCAAUGUUCAACCCAGCUAUAAAGGUAGUGGACGCGCCCAAGGAGAACAAAGCACUUCCUGUGGCCGUGGAGGAGGGUCUCAACCUGUUUGAUCAAGUUCCAGUCCCGCCCCCGGCAGUUAAAGAUUCCAAGAAGAACGAGCCAAAGGACAUUCGUGACUUUGACUACACGUCCCGCAGUUGGACGGGCAAGUCUCCGAAACAGUUCCUGAUCGACUGGGUCCGCAAGAACCUGCCCAAGAGCCCCGCGCCGGCCUUCCACAAGGUCCAGGUUGGGAAGUACUGGAAGUGCAAGGUGCGUGUCCAGAGGCUAGAUGACGUGCUGGAGGUCUGUCCCACCAUCCUGACCGAGGACGGCAUGCAGGCCCAACACCUGGGGGCUGUCCUGGCUCUGUACACCAUGGUCAAAGGACAGUCGGUGCACCAGCUGCUGCCCUCCACCUACCGGGACGUGUGGCUGGAGUGGCGGGACCGGGACCAGCAGAGGCAGGAGGAGAGCCGCACCGCCGCCAACAAGCCCCGGGACCAGUUCAUCGCCCGCCUGCUCACCCGGCUCAAGCAGCAGCAGCAGCAGCACGACCCCAGCUCGGGCUCCCAGGACCCCCAUCCCCGGUUCGGAUCCAAGGCGACGCAGCCCGCCGGCGGGGAGGACGAGCCGGAGGAGUCCUGGGAGAACCUGGCGGGCCUGGAGAUGGAGGACGGCGGGGAGACCAACGACAAGGCGGAGGCGGGCCGGGGCCGGAAGGAGAAGGGCGGAGGGUUCGAAGCGUCCAGGGAGCUGAUGAUCAGGAUGAGGAAGUCCCCACUGGCGUGCAAACUCAAGGCGGAGCGGGAGCAGCUGCCGGUCUUCCAGCACCGCCACCGGGUGAUGGAGGCCCUGGGACGGCACCGCGUGGUGGUGGUGGCCGGAGAGACGGGCAGCGGCAAGAGCACCCAGGUGCCCCAGUUCCUCCUGGAGGAGCUGCUGCUGGGGGGGGAUGGGGCGGGCGCGGCGAGGCCCUGCAACAUAGUGGUGACCCAGCCCCGCAGGAUCUCGGCCAUGAGCCUGGCCACCCGGGUCAACCAGGAGCUGGGCUGUGAGGACGCGCCCGGGUCCAAGAUGUCUAUUUGUGGGUACCAGAUCCGGAUGGAGAACCGGUCGGGGGAGGCCACCCGCCUGCUGUACUGCACCACGGGGGUCCUGCUCAGGAAGCUCCAGCAGGAGCGCCACCUGGACUCACUCACACACAUCAUCGUGGACGAGGUGCACGAGCGCAGCGUGCAGUCAGACUUCCUGCUGACCAUCCUGAGAGACAUGGUGCUGCGGCGUUCCGACCUGCGGAUCGUCCUGAUGAGCGCCACGGUCGACUGCACCAAGUUCUCCCGAUACUUCAACAACUGCCCCGUGGUCUCGGUGCCCGGGAGGACCUUCCCCGUGGAGGUGUUCCACCUGGAGGACAUCGUGGAGCAGACGGGCUACGUGCUGGAGAAGGACUCCGAGUACAGCCAGAGGAUCCUGGAGGACGAGGAGGAGGUCAACAUCUCUGUCUCCCAGAAAGGAGGCAAGACGACGCAGCACCAGGAGUUUGUGACGAAGGACGCCAACGCCGGCUGGGACCUGGGCCCGGACCUGGACCACUUCAGCAGCCGCACCCGCCACGUCCUGCAGUACAUGAACCCCAACAAGAUCAACAUGGAGCUGCUCCUGGACAUCAUAGACUACCUGGACAAGUCUCCUCAGUUCUCCUGCAUGGACGGAGCCAUCCUGGUGUUCCUACCUGGUCUGGCUCACAUCCAGCAGCUGUACGACCUACUGUCCAACGACAAGAGGUUUAGGAUCAAGGACCGGUAUGUUCUGGUGGCCCUUCACUCCACCCUCUCCUCUAAAGACCAAGCGUCUGCCUUCACAGUGCCCCCUGCAGGCGUCAGGAAGAUUGUGUUGUCCACUAACAUCGCCGAGACCGGCGUGACUAUCCCCGAUGUGGUGUUUGUCAUCGACAGUGGAAAGACCAAAGAAAACAAGUACCAUGAAAGCAGUCAAAUGAGCUCCCUGGUGGAGACGUUUGUUUCGAAGGCCAGCGCGCUCCAGCGCCAGGGCCGGGCGGGGCGAGUCAGGGACGGCUUCUGCUUCAGACUCUACCCGAAGUUCAGGUUUGAUGCCUUCAUGGAUUACGCAGUCCCAGAGAUACUACGGGUUCCUCUGGAAGAGCUGUGCCUGCAUAUUAUGAAGUGCGACUACGGCUCGCCGGAGGACUUCCUGAAGCGCUCGCUGGACGCCCCACAGCCCCAGUCGGUCAGCAACGCCGUCAGCCUGCUGAGGAAGAUGGGGGCGUGCCACGCCACCGACCACGCCCUCACGCCGCUGGGCCACCACCUGGCCGGCCUGCCCGUCAACGUCAAGAUCGGCAAGAUGCUGAUCUACGGCGCCAUCCUAGGCUGCCUGGACCCCAUCGCCACCAUCGUGGCAGCCAUCACAGAGAAGUCUCCCUUCUCUACUCCGAUGCACAGGAAGGACGAAGCCAACGUGGCCAAAGCUGCCCUCGCGUUCGGGAACUCUGAUCACCUGACCAUAUACAACGCUUACCAGGGUUGGAAGAACUCACGGAUGGAUGGAACACGGACUGAAAUGACCUUCUGUCGGAACAACUUCCUGAACCGAACCGCCCUCAUCACUAUAGAGGACGUGAAACAGGAGCUGAUGAGGAUGAUGGAGCAGGCUGGGUUCUGGUCCCCUCGCUGCUCCUCCUCCUCCUCCUCCUCCUCCUCCUCUUCCUCCUCCAGGGGGCCCUUGGCGCCCCUGUCCAAGCACACCAUCUCGGUGAUGAAGGCGGUGCUCACGGCGGGCCUCUACGACAACGUGUCCCGCGUCCUGUGCACCCUCUCGGUGGACGUGCUGGAGCGGGUGGCCUGCACGGGCGAGACGCCCCAGGGCAAGGCCCAGGUGCACCCGUCCUCCGUCAACCGCAACCUGCAGACCCACGGCUGGCUGCUGUACCAGGAGAAGGUGAAGUACACCAAGAUCUACCUGCGAGACACCACCCUGAUCUCCCCGUUCCCCCUGCUGCUGUUCGGAGGGGACAUAGACGUCCAACACAGAGAACGCCUCAUCACCGUGGACGGGUGGAUUCUCUUCCAGGCUCCAGUGAGGAUCGGGGUCAUCUUCAAACACCUGAGGAAGCUGAUGGACUCGCUGUUGGAAAAGAAGCUAGCCAACCCCAAGAUGAAUCUGGAAGACGAGAAGACCAUCCAGUUGAUUUUAGAGUUGAUAAAGACAGAGAAUACUGUUAAUCUAUGAACAUUAUUAGGAUGGAGAACAUGUGAUAUAAUACAUGAGUUAUUAGGAUGGUGCACAUGUAAAAUGAAUCCAUGAACGUUAUUAGGAUGGAGAACAUGCAAUAUUAUUCCAUGAACAUUAUUAGGAUGCAGUACUUCUUAACAACGAUGAUGUAUACUUUAAAAACACUACAACUGGCCGGUGCCUUGUGUUUUGAUCAUGUUAUUAAAAGUAAUUUAUCCAAAAAUGAAUUUGGAUAGAUUUGUAUGAUGUAGGUGAUGCUUCUUAAGCAAAACUGUAUAUGGAAUGUCCCUGAACAAUUCCAGAGGAAAAAAUAACCGAAUAUAUGGCAAGAUUGAUUUCUUACAGUAUGUAAAGGAAUAAAUACAUUGGUUUUUAGUCAAAAGAAAAAUGCCCUUUUUGUGUUUGAUUUUAUUUCUACUUCAACAUAUUUUUAUUGCAAUGCGUGGUUUCUUUUACAGUGAUCUGGGAGUUGCCACAACUUUAUAAAGUUCUCCCUUUCCUCCUGGUGAGAAUAGCACGCCGCGCUAAUGGGUUUCAGACUUUAUUCCUCUUUUUAAUUCACUCAAGAACCAAACCCUGGCUUCUACUGUCUGUAUGUACCGUACUAACGGUUGAAAUGACAUAAACAUGGGUUGUUUAACCGCAAAACCUAAAUGACUUUAACUAAAGCGUGGGUCGUUGUGUGCGUAUGUGUGUUGGCGUGCGUGUGCGUGGGUCCCAAACAAAAGUAGUUCUUGCCUCAACCUCAUGUUCUGCUGCUGAUUAAGGUUUAUCAAAAUGUGUACAUAAGGAAAUAAAAAUGAAGAUGAUAAGAAGAUGUGACUAGUUUAAUCAUUGUUUAAGGUUAAUAUUGUACAGUGGACAUAUAUACUCGAUACAAAAUAUGAAAGUAUGCUUGAAUAGUAUGCAUAAAAAAUAUACUAUAAAAGACCUCUAUUGAUAUGUUUUAUUGCAGACAGACAUGCAGUUAGAAUAAAAUGUAUUUAGAUCACAUGCAUGUCAAUCGAUGACCUUUUAAGAUAUUACAUCUUUAACUUAUAUUGUAGGCUAGUCGUUUAUUUUCCUCAAUGUACAUAAAUCAAUGUUUUUCUUAGUAACAUGUUUUAAAUUGCAUUUAAAUAACUUUCAACAAACUUAUGCUCAGUUUAGACAUAUUAUAUCAUUGCAUUUGAGCUAUCUGUGUUUUGAAUAUGUUGGCUUCUACAUUGCCACACAACACAACCUUAACAAAAGCAUUCAAACCUAGAACUGGAUAAAACUGUAUCCUGGUUCCUGUAACGUUGAGUAGAUCACAUCAUCUGCAAUCCAAACAAUUUGGUAAUGAUGAACCAAUUUAAAACUGUUAUUGAAAUGUUAUGCCAUAGAAACGGGUCAUUAUCUGACUUAAGUUAAAGGAGACAUA
Molecule: messenger RNA, 5816 nt
Organism: Gadus chalcogrammus (walleye pollock)
Lineage: Eukaryota; Metazoa; Chordata; Actinopteri; Gadiformes; Gadidae
Gene: dhx29
Product: DEAH (Asp-Glu-Ala-His) box polypeptide 29
Exons: 28
Coding region: 2-4411 (1469 amino acids)
Biological process (GO): translational initiation
Cellular component (GO): intracellular anatomical structure
Molecular function (GO): ATP binding; RNA helicase activity; RNA binding
Source: RefSeq, a predicted model, not a curated record